UGCUGCCUAGAGGAUGACCACCUCGAGGGCUACGGAGAGGGGAUGCUCGCUUGAUUCCAUCCCCUCUCCGGCUGGCUGCUCCACGCAACCAGCGAGAAUUAUUAUUAUUAAAUUUGAUUAAAAGUUGACAUUGUUUUGUUACUUGUGUUAAUAUAGAAGAAAUAAAAAUGGCUCUACUGCGCACGGUGGGAUUUGUCCGACGGCAAUUGCAAUUGCAUGACGCUAUGCGCUUCUGAUUUGACGGAGCCUGCAGAGAUUUCGCUUCACCAUGAAACCCACCGGAGUGCCGCCAAGGCGACAGAGAAAUUCGUCGUUUCGGACAUCUGGUGAAACUUGCAGAGACUUCUCCGAAAAGUCGGAAGAUCUGCAAGCGCAUAGUGAAAAUCAUGAAGCUUGAGGCUACAGUUCAGAGCAUCGCUGUGCGCAGUGUGAGCGGGGCGUGGUCGAGCUCGUUCCUGUGUUUUGUACUGUACCGGUGGUCUUUACCGGAGAACAUAAAUGCCUAUCAUUUGUCCAACGAGGCCAAUGAUAAGAAAAUGGCACUAUUUUCCGAAGUACCAAUGAGGAUGUUCAAGUACUGUCGAUAAACCAUCAAUGUGUAAGAACACAGUUGUGAAGACGAGGGCUAUUGCGAAGUAUCCCAGCUUACCAGCUGGAUGCACUACUAGCAAUGAGCCUAUGGGCUUCUCUGAAGAACGAUACUGUUCCGACUCGGUGAAUCUUAGAAGACUUUUGCAGUCCAAGUUUGAGCUUCACAGUGGUGAAUCUACGAACUUCACAUUGUCCUGAAUCCAGGCUUGCUUCCGAGUUUACUGCUCGAUGACCAUGUGAGACUUGAGACCGUAAUAUAAUUUGCAUACUACAGUAUGGUCUCCGUGUGUCGGUUGCACUCUUGUAGCUUCCUUGUGUGAAUGAAGCUAGCCGUGUUGGAAGGCCGUGCUUCAGUUCGCCACAGGUCCUUCGCCAUGCAGGUCCUUGUGCUCCCACAAAGAGAUUUCCGGUGAAUUGCUCCUCCAGCUUUUUUAGUUGCGUCUGCUAACACUUACGAAAACGUGUCGAAAUGUAUGCCGACGGGUGGAAAAGCCCAGGCGGCUGAAAAAGCCAACAAUAAUAGAAAAGGAAAGUGAAGGGUGCCAUGCAACGAAAGAUGUAGGUUUCUACAAUCAGUCUACUACUUUGUUCUGAAAGUAGAUUGGGCAGUCAUGAGUCUAUGAUGAUUCAGUACUUGUGUGUCCAUUCAGCUCGUUCGAGAUCACGCUCGACGAAAAACGAGAUCACACAUCGAUGGCAGGCGAAGAACUAGCAACACAUUGAGAAUAUCCCUUCUUCGAAGAGUGGACUUUCAUGGAAGACUUGGGAGCCAGACAACCGAGAGAUGUGAGCUGCAAGAAAACCUCCUCGAUAUUAUUGUUCCCCUCGGAGGAUCUGCUAUGGCUUAAUUUAGAAACCUUAGGACAGUUCAGACAUUCUUGAUUGGAAAGGUAGAGCC
Marchantia polymorpha subsp. ruderalis is the source of this 1489-nucleotide messenger RNA. The record is from the annotation of a GenBank genome assembly. NCBI's taxonomy places the organism in Eukaryota, Viridiplantae, Streptophyta, Marchantiopsida, Marchantiales, Marchantiaceae.